Messenger RNA from Orbicella faveolata, 2919 nucleotides. RefSeq lists its product as uncharacterized. The record is from RefSeq and is a predicted model, not a curated record. NCBI's taxonomy places the organism in Eukaryota, Metazoa, Cnidaria, Anthozoa, Scleractinia, Merulinidae. Gene Ontology annotation, cellular component: membrane. Gene Ontology annotation, biological process: lipid metabolic process. Gene Ontology annotation, molecular function: oxidoreductase activity, acting on paired donors, with oxidation of a pair of donors resulting in the reduction of molecular oxygen to two molecules of water.
GCCGCGGUUCUACGUUGGCGAGCUAGCAGAAGAUUCGAACUCCUCUUCGACAGAUACUGAAAUGGACUAUAGGAAAGAUAUUAGAUUAUGAGGUCGGAGCUUAUGAAGGCCCAUGCAUUUGAAUCUUCAAAGCUGUACUAUUCGUUUAAGGUGGCAUCCAACGUUGUCAUACUCGGCUUGGCAAUCGCGGCAGUUGUGUUCCUGAAUGGCAUGCCUGGUGCGAUCAUAGGCGGUGUUUUGUUAGCUCUUUUCUGGCAGCAGUGUGGUUGGCUCGCUCACGAUUUCCUUCACCACCAAGUAUUUAAAAACCGUAUGUACAACAACUUGGCUGGGCUCAUCAUCGGCAACGUAUGUCAGGGGUUCUCUACUUCUUGGUGGAAGAUGAAGCAUAACCAUCACCAUGCCUCACCGAACGUGGUACACACCCAAGCUGGUGGGGAUCCAGAUAUCUUAACAAUGCCGUCGCUGUUGUGGUCAGAGAAGAUCAUCGAAGGCGACUCUGAAGACCUCAAGGACCAUCCCAGGUUCAUGGUUCGGCACCAGAAAUUCUUUUACUUGCCACUAAUGGCUGCUGCGCGGAUGUCAUGGUUACUACAAUCGCUGCUGUUUCAGUUCGAGCCGCUGCACAAGUACCUGGGUGGAUUGGCGAUGAAGAUCUCAGAGAUUACCACCUUGGUAAUUCAUUAUCUGGCAGUGAUAUACAUCACAUCGCUGCUAGAAACUAAUUCUUCUCGCGCCGUCUUUCUACUUGUAUGUCAGUCACUUGGUGGCCUAUUCAUUGCAGUAGUGUUCACUGUCGGUCAUAACGCAAUGGAAGUCUUUACGAGUGAGGAGAUGAAGGGCACCGACUUCGUCCGCCUCCAGGUUCGCUCUACGCGUGAUAUCACACCCACAGUCUUUAACAUGUGGUUCAGCGGUGGUCUUGCAUACCAGGUGGAGCAUCAUGUAUGGCCCACACUGCCGCGCCACAGUUUACCACUGGCAUCCAAGAUUCUCAAGCGAUUUUGUGCCAAGUACAAUAUUCCUUACGCUGUCGAAGGACUAAUCAAAGGGAACCUAGCAGUUUGCAAAGCUCUGUCGGAUGUAGGAAAAGAGUUUUAGAAUAAACAAUGUGAUAGAAAUUUGAGUACUUCUUAGGUUUAUUGCACCAUUUUAAAUAGAUUAGAGAACGCAAAAAAAAAACCGUCAGGCAAAAUUGAAUAACUUAACAGCCUCCAGGAUACAAACAACUGAGCGAAGAACACGUAUUUUAUUAUUGAAGCAUAGUGCGGUAAUUAUUUGGUGUCCUGUACAGUCCAUGUUGUGUUGGUGUUAGAGAGGAGAAAGCUAACUCGAAAGUAAUUUGGCGUGCUUGAAACAAGCCCAAGUAUUUUCCCUCUGAGCAUCAGCCCUAGAAGGAAAUAAUGCACCACACGAGGUAACCCGGCCCGACGGUGCUCUAAUCCGCAGGUCGUUGGUUCGAACCCGAAGAGUACAGAAAAUUUUUCUCUACCUCGAGAAGUUCCCCCAUUUCCUUUUGAAGAUUUUUAAACUACAUGUAGUUCAAUGAAUUAUAAGACAGCCAAAAAAAUGUAUUUUAUGCCGAUCGCCGAACCGUGAAACUGUCUGUUUUGGUUUUAAAGUCGCGAUCAUAUUACCCCUUCACGUUUUCUCGUCUCGCGGCUUCGCCGCUCGAUUUCGCGCUCGCGGCGUUGCGCUCCAACGUGAGCCUGCUCGCAGGCUUUUCAAGACAGGGAAAUUGGAUUUUAAUUAAAAAUUAGAUCUUUGUGAGCUCGAGACUUCUAUAAGCUCGCGAUUUACUGUUUGGUUAACUCGAUCGGAGGUGAUUAGCAAAGUGUUAUCUAGUCCGCUAGUUAUUGACCUCUCCGCUCCCGGUAAAAUCCACCACUUUUCACCUCCACCUCGGUGAAUAAUUGUUAAAUAUCGAGAACAUCGGAGGCAAAGUACCUUGCUGGGCGAUAGACUAGGAAUGAUAUAGUUAAAGAUGUCAGAAAAUCGGGAACUUUACUGAAACGUUGACUGGAUGCUUAGUAAAUUUAUGUACAAAGUAUGUUUGUUAUUUUAAUUCGUUUUCAUUCACCACUUUAAACUCAAGAAAAGUUCAAAAUAAUACUUUCCUAAGGUAGACUGAACAAAAGAAAACAAACAAUAAACAAGGAUGGCGGAUUGCGGUUAACAAAGUUGAAAAAAUUGGCCAAUUUUUUUCAAGGUGUGCGGAUUACCGUUUCCUCUCCAUUACCUUCGGGCGGAAUAAUUUUUCAAAAAAAAUCCAUCUAACGAUCUCUGCAUCUGAUCUGUAAAAAGACGGGACGAACUGAGCGCGAACGAGCUACUUUCAAAAUAAAAGCACCGAACAAAGAAGAAACCUUAAGUAAUGACGUCGACCUGGUCCUUAAAUAUUUAUUCUUCAGAACUCUAAAUUGCGCUUUGAGAUAUUCAGAAUGAUCAAAGUUGAGUUGAAUUAUUGCUAUAUGCUCAAAUGAACACAGGAAUCACCAGCCACCGGAUAUUUAGAAUAUCACUGCAAACCAAAAUUCGAACACUAAGCUGUUAUUUUAAUUGCCCCCAGUUGCUUUGCGCGUUUUGGUUUUUAUUUCCUCUUUGUCUACGCAAAAGAUGAGACCGCCUUACUAAACAAUUAACGAGCAUAGCUUUCCACCCAAACGCAAUAUUAACAUCCGCCUACUCUUGGGGCGCGUUACGCAAUCUUUCCUGAGGAGAACAAUAAGAACAUUAGGCUAUGUGCCUGGCUCAUAACCUUGACUUUGUUCCCAAUACGAAACCUAUUUAGUCUACUCCCUUUCAAGACAUUUGAACGAAGAGGUGUCAAUUCCACAAAGGGCCUUAAUUCAAAUGUUUGAUCACGUCGUUUAAUGAAGGCGUACUUUUGCAAAAUGUAAGACGUGAACCUAUAACCUA